AGUACCAUCAUCAUGGCGGGCAUCAAAGGUACGCUCUUUUUAUUUUCCUUUCCUGUUUUCUUAUCUGCGGUGUCAAAAUAAAAAUUUACCUAUCUGUGCUCAGUCGCAUUGUUCCGUUAUUGCCUGGCUAUUGAUACGAUAGCCACGGAUGAUGCAACGUAAAGAUAAUGAACGCGAUUCUAAGCCCUUUGUGGCGUAUCGCUACUUGAGUGUUAGGUGUUCACCUUCUCAACUCGCAAGAUUCCUUGGCGAUUUUUCCUUCGACGCUAUUUCGGUCAUUCAUCUAAUCUGUCAUGGUCGAGGCGUGGAAGGGUAUGUCUCCCAUUUGAGCGAAAUAAACAUCUUUAAAACUAGAGCUUGGAGGAGACAGUGAGUUGGAUGCCGAGCAAUAGAAUUGACUGUCAUUGAAUCAUAGCGCAACCCUUGAACAACUUGCGAGCAUAGUUUACAGUCAGGAAAACCGUUUUCACGUUUUAAUACGUUAGCUUUGUCUAACCUGCUGUUUUCCAUUUUUUUUUUCUUUCAAACUUUCCCAUUUCCGACCAUCUGCCCGUCUUCUGGAACCAUGUCAGCACUGGUGGCCCUGGCCUUCUCCGGCUCGGUGGGCAUGACUCUCCUGGUUCUCGGGUGUGCACUGCCUCAGCCCAGCAACUGGUACCCCUUCUUCGUGGUGCUGAUGUACGUGCUCUCCCCGCUGCCCUCGCUCAUCGCCCGGCGCUACAAGGAGGAUGCGGGGACCUGGAAGGCCGCCCAGGAGCUGGCCUACUUCGUCACGACGGGCAUCGUCAUCUCCGCCUUCGGCCUGCCCCUCGUGCUGGCACGCUCGCCCUCCGUGCCGCACCCCGUGAUCCAGUGGAGCGCAUGUGGCCUAGUGCUGGCAGGCAACCUGGUCGUCUUCAUCACCAUCCUGGGCUUCUUCCUGGCGUUCGACAACGACGAAGUCGACUACAACAUGUGGUGAAGGCGAGGCUCCGGCCCAAGAAACAAAAAAACCCAAAUUAGCCUCCUUCCGACGUCCGCUUUCCUCGAGCCCACUGCCAAAUUUCCGCCGCCGACCUGCCAGGCUCCUUCGCUCCUCUGACCAAAUCACAGAGAGGCUCCGUCUUUAGUUGCCGUCAUUCGUAGGCGCUUGCUGUACGCUUCGCCAAGGUUGGCUGCGCUCUAUGUGAAAUGAGCCGCGUUUCCGUCUUGGAUCGGCUUCCGGCGGCCUGCUCUGGGGACUUGAUUUACCCCUUCUGGUGGAAGCUAGUGCUCUUCCCCUCGUAGGCGCAUGCUGUACACUUUGCGAGAGUUAGCAGUUGUGCGGUUGCGCCGUGUGCAAAAUAAGCCGUCAGUUAACGGCGUCCUCAAGAACACUGCAUUUCCGUCUUAGAUUGGCUUCGACAUGUGCUUGCUGUCGGCUUGUUUUGGGAAUUGGAUUUACUUUUUCUGGUGGAAACGAAUGGUCGGGCCCUUCUAAACACACACCGUAUGCUUCGCUAGAGUUAGGGUCCGACGGCUGCACUCCGUGUGAAACGCUAUGUCGGUCGCCGGCAUCUCACCUUUUCUUCAAGAAUGCCGCAUUCCCGUCGAGGAUUGGCUUUGACGUUGGUUCGCUCUCGGCUUGUUUUGGGGAUCGCAUUUACCCUUGGAAGCGAGAAAUUGUGCCCCGAGGGCAAUUAAUUGUCUUAUCUUUGGAUCAAGUCAGAGAUGCAAUCCGACACGCGGGAUUUGUCGAUUCGAUUCGGCAUCUUGUAAAUAGCAUAAAGAACUUUGUCGUGGAAAUAAGGGAAGUUUCCAUUGUGGUGUCUUUCGGUAUCUGGAGGAUAAUGUUCCGGAGAGAAGAUUGUUUCUUGCAGUCAAGGGACUGGCACCUAGUAACGGAGAAACAGAUCUUUGCUGUUAUUAGUCUGUAUGGAGGGGACGCGACGCAUGCUGUACAUAGUCUAUUAUUUAAUAAAAAAAUAUACCUCACAAUGAA
Ixodes scapularis (black-legged tick) is the source of this 1960-nucleotide messenger RNA. RefSeq names its product leptin receptor gene-related protein. Gene Ontology annotation, cellular component: endosome. The coding region runs from base 566 to 961 and encodes 131 amino acids. NCBI's taxonomy places the organism in Eukaryota, Metazoa, Arthropoda, Arachnida, Ixodida, Ixodidae. Gene Ontology annotation, biological process: late endosome to vacuole transport via multivesicular body sorting pathway. The record is from RefSeq and is a predicted model, not a curated record. The transcript has 4 exons.